AUGGAAAAAAUGUUUGUGUCGAUGCCGUUAACUGAUCCGGUGAAUCAACUGCAUUUACCACCGGGAUUCCGAUUUAACCCGACUGACGAGGAGCUUAUGGUUUGGUAUCUAUAUCCGAAAGUCGCCGAUGACAAUUUUCGACAUCUGAUGAUCACAGAUGUUGACUUGUAUAAGUUUAAUCCGUGGGAAUUACCGAGUAAGGCGAUGUUUGGAGAGAAAGAAUGGUACUUUUUUAGCCCGAGAGAUCGAAAGUACCCGAAUGGGACUAAACCGAAUCGAGUCGUCGGGUCGGGUUACUGGAAGGCCAGCGGAACUGAUAAGGUGAUCAUGUCGGGGAACCAGAAGCUUGGAAUGAAGAAGGUGUUGGUGUUCUACGUCGGUAAAGCUCCAAAAGGGUCCAAAACCAACUGGAUCAUGCAUGAGUAUAGGUUAUCCGAGUCUUCAACAAAGGAUAACACUGGCUCUAGGUUGGAUGAUUGGGUGCUUUGUCGGAUCUACAAGAAGAAUUCAAGCAUUGAGACUAUGAUUUUUGGUAGUCCUAGCACCGAGCAGAUGAAGUAUGUUAAGUUGCAGGGGUCACCAAGCGAUGAAGUUCAAACCGGAAUCCGAACUCAGAUGAUGGAGAACUCUGAUUAUCUAAUUUCAUCAAGUUUUUUCAAUGCAACAGAUUCUUUUGCUAUCUAG
Helianthus annuus (common sunflower) is the source of this 684-nucleotide messenger RNA. RefSeq names its product NAC domain-containing protein JA2. Gene Ontology annotation, biological process: regulation of DNA-templated transcription. NCBI's taxonomy places the organism in Eukaryota, Viridiplantae, Streptophyta, Magnoliopsida, Asterales, Asteraceae. Bases 1 to 684 code for a protein of 227 amino acids. The record is from RefSeq and is a predicted model, not a curated record. The transcript has 3 exons. Gene Ontology annotation, molecular function: DNA binding.